UAUGGUGUCAACAACGUUGCUUUGCCUAGGCAAGGACAAAGAUGCAGGAUGCAGGGACGACAGCGUACCGCUUGGACCGGUUAAAAUGAAUCGCAGGGAGGACCCGCUGUUGCGGCAGCAUCGCACCCGUUUGCUGCAAUUAGCCGAGGUGACAAACAUCAAGCCUGGCCGUGGCAGCGGGAAAAGACGAGGCCAGAGGCAGUCUCACGGCUUCGGACCCAGUAAUGGAGGACCGAGCGCCGGAGGCCGGGUGACCCUGCAGGAUAUCGUCAGGAACGAUCCUGGAUACACGCCAAACAUCGAGCAUUUAGUAUUUCCGGAGCGCAAGAGCAGCAAUCCAAAUUUGGCGAAAACGGCCGACGAGUCACCGUCGAAUAAAUCCAAGCCGAACACGACGAGCUCGGGAAGGUCCAGGCUCGCCGAGGUGUUCUCCAGGCAUUACUCCAGGGGCUCAUCGCAGGACUCGUCCGUCACGUCUAGGCAGAAUCAUUUAAACAGCACGUCAUUGGACAGCGGAGGCGGUGUGCCCCAUCAGCCGGCUGGGUCAGGCAGUGGCAGUUUGGCGACGCGAGCCGGCGGUCGUCGUUGGCUGUCGCUGAGCUCGCAGUCCUCUGGCAGACAACAUUCGGCCGAGGACGGGGUACGUGGGGGCAACGUGGGCGUGAUAGGGACCGUUUCGUCCUCGUCCUCGAAUCAGGCCCCUGCUCCCGCCCUGCCGCCACGUAGAGUCAGUCCGGCAGCCGCGGAUUCAACCGACAUCGCGAACACGGGCACCGGAUCCCGCGGCGACAGAGGACCAAACGUCUCGGUUCUGCAUUUGCGGGGCACUUCCGACCCGUGGGAAGUGGGCUCCCAGGGAUCCGCGUACAGUGUCGGCAGCAAUAAAAGCCAAAGUAGUGGCAGAGGAAAAUCAAGCGGCAACGGGCGAGGCUCGUACACACGUGGGACAUCGAUUCCAUCGUUAAAACGCCAUGACGGGACGGCAUCGAUAUCCUCGACCUCGAGUUUAAAGCAACAUCGACAGGACAGCCAUGGACAGGUGACGAGCUCCACCCGCCGUCGAGAAUCCUCGAAUUCGUUCCUGUCCGGUAACAGCGGCACAUCCGGCGAACUUUUCAUCAGCGGCGACUGCAGCCGCGAAUUAUCGCCGGUCAGAUGGUGCGACCGGGAGGUCGAUGGCGUCUAUUUGGGUCGAUCCGGUUGGGUUCAAGUCCAGCAAAGAUCCCUGGACGAGAACAGACGGAUAAACUACGAGAGCAGUUUAGUCACUGCGACCACUGGUACGUUACCGUUACCACGACGAGCCACCGUGAAGUUGGCGGACUAUCAUUGCAACAGCGAGCCAGGAAAAUGUCCUCAGGAGUUCGGAAGAAUGGACAGUCAACGUCCGGACUAUCUGGCUCUGCACGGCCAAGACUUCGAUUCAGUAGGGAGCAGCGCUUGCACGUCGCCCCACAGUAUCCCAGAAUCCUAUUCGCCGCCGUCGAUCACGCCGAUUAUAUCGCCACCGCCAGCUUUCCAGGACGUGGUUGGCAAAAAAUCUACCGUGAAACACUCCUCCGGACGUGGCAACUACGGGAAGGCGCCGUUUUUGCCACGAUCUAACGCCAUCGUGGACAGCGACAUCAUCAGUCCACCUCCCUCGCCUCCUCACCAAGUGAACUGGAGCUCGUUGCCGUCUUCAUCCCGGAAGUCAUCGAGCACCCCGUCUAGGCCACGGAGACAGAACACUGGUACUCAACAGCAGCAGCAACAGCAACAACAGCAGCAGCAACAGCAACAACAGUAUCGAAUGGCACAAGCUAAAUCGUUAGAGGAUCCAUCUUCGUCAAGGAGGACGCAGUUUGUUCAACGGUACAUGGAAUCCUCGAGUUCCUCGUCGUCCUCGUUGGGCUUCCGUAGUCUCGACAGCUGCGUUCAGAGAUCCACCAUGCCCAGACUAUCCGAGAACACGGACUCAUCGGUGGAAGGAUACGACGACGGGGACGAAGACGAUAAUCCUAGCUCGUCCUUGAAUCUCAGUCUGGUCUCGUCGUCGAUCAUCGCGUUGAACUCGUCGAACGAGUCGAUACGAGCGAACGGCGAGCGAAUCUCGCCGAACAGACAGAGCCGUCAUCACAGAAGCCAACAGGGAUUGAGGAGAUCGCCCGGAUCCUCGGAAUCCGGGAAACAGUUGUCGUUCAAUUCGCCGUCGUCCUCGUCCUCCACGUCGAGCAGCGCCGAGAGGCAGGGUAGAUCACCGACCCCGAAUCCUUUUAGACGUGGAAACGCCGCGAGGCAACAUCAAAGCGCGAGGACGACGCAAGUGUCCCCGGAAUCUCAUCAGUCGCGGGUAAGAAGAUCCAGAAGUCUUCAAUUACCGGAGAAGAGGUCCCCAAGCGCCGCGGCGCCGAGCAGGGACCACUCGAGGGAGACUAACGAGCCCCAUAGAGUCGUUGUUAAAAUUUCCAAUGAUCGGGGAGGCGAUAGGAAACGUCACACGCUUCAGAACCGGAAAGCGCAGUCAACCGAGGACGCGUUAAAUGAAGAGCUGAUCCGCGAGACGGAGGCGGUAACCGAGUUUCUUUACGGGACAAGAAGUCGCGCGGUGGUUCGGAAUCUCCUUUCGAGCCGUUUCGAGCGUCGGGAUGAUAGUCAGGAGCAGAGACGAAACAAUCCGAACACUUACGACGUUUACUUCAUAUCAUCGAAGCAACAGUCACAGCAGCAAUCCUCGAAAUCGGCUGGCUCAUCGAUGCAACAACCAUCGCAACAACAACCACAGCAGCAGCAACAACAACAACAACAACAGCAGCAGCAAUCGCAGCAGCAGUCCAGACGUCCGAAGACUCUUCAAAGGGGCGCAACGACCCCGAACGCGAACGCCACGUCGUCGAAUCAGGAUUUUAGCCCAGACACAAAGUUACGUUGCAACAGUAGCACCUGUGAUUUCUGGCCGCACUGCUCGCAGAGGGACACUUUGUAUUCCCCCAACCAGGCGCCGGUAUUCAUGAAGCUGUCCCAGAGCUAUCCAGCUCAUCAGAGGCUCCCCGCGGACCCGGGGACGCACACGGGCAGAGGAAGCGCCAGCUCGUCCCCGGCUUCGUUAGAGCGAAUGGACGAUCGGGAGUAUCGGGAACGCGAGACAUCGCGAAAGAAUCGGGCCGGUCGUGAUCAAAACAAGUAUCAGGAGAGACAGCCGAAGAGCGUGCUGAAGCAACCGAAUCGUUGGUCGCCGCUCGAGGGAGGAUCCAAUGGGAAUAACAACGCUGUCGAGAAACGGGAGCAUCAUCGAUUUUAUAGAAAACCGGAUUACGCCGGCAGUUUCGAGGGUUGCGAAAACAAGGACAGAAAAGUGUCGCCGGUCCAAGGGAAAGGUAUCGCGAACCGAUCGCCGAGCGGUCAGCCAGCGUCCUCUUCGACCGCCUCGUCCUCGUCCAGCAGCGACAUUUGGGUCACUACCUCCGAUCGUACGAUGACGAAAAGUCCGCGAAACGCGAAAAGUUCCGGUGCAUCCACUCCCAUGGAGGACGCAGUGAUCGGCUCCCUGAAGACGUUAAUGGAGCCGCCGAAGGACGGGAUGCUGUCCAGGCCUGGAAGCGCUCCGACCAGAGGGGAGGAUUCUCUGCCCGUGGAGAUCUGCUUGGAUCCUCAACAACGGUCCCUGUCCCUGCCCAAAUCGUUCUUGACACACAACACCGACGGCGGCAAUAAAGGCGGCUCCUGGCAACGUGGGCAGAGUUCCCAAAGGUCAAGCCCUAGCCCCAGUCGACAUCACCACACGCAGGAAGCAGCCGCGCCUCACACGGCUCCAGUUUCCCCGUUGCACGAUCAACGUACGGCCGGCUACUCCGGGAAGGAGAGAAGACGGAUUCCUGGGCUGAGCAAGGCGCAGAGGCGUAUCAAAGCGUCAAGCACGCCGGCACUCUUGGAUCGUGAUAUAGAAAGUCGACAGUGGUCGGGCGACGAGGAGGACGAGGGGACAACCGGUCACGUAACAACCGAGCAUCCUCUCGCGGAGGCGACAAUCCCCUUGGUCUCCCAUUUGCGCCUCCAAGAACAGCCCUCCAACCUGAGUGGCAAUAUCGUGACCGCUUCCGGCGGCCAGAAUCCUCCCCGUUCGAGCACGCAGAGCCAGCAAGAAAGCGUGCUGCAGAAAUUCCGAAAGAGCUUCUCGUUGAGAUUCCACAAAAAGGGCAGCAAGGAGAGCAACGAGAGCGAGUGUCCGCCGGACGAUAACGAUGGCACCGGGCCUCCGGACGAUGAAGAGGACAGAGAACCGACCACCGUCGCCGAGCAAAUCCCCCAGCACAAGGAGGACACCAGCAACGACCAGAAAUUCCGGUUUGGUCCUCUCGUCUGGCGGAGUAGCAAGGAGAGGAAAAAGGGUAGCAAAGCUGCUAGAAAUGCGAAAUGCAACAGCGGGGAUAGUGGAAUACAGAUCGAGAUGGUAUCUGGUGGAGCAUUGACUGGGGGCGGUGGUGGAAUGAUGGGGGGCGGCGAUAGCUCCGAGUCCCACGACACGGAUGUCCAAGACGAGACGGACAGCCCUCCAGCCCUUCGUAGGCGAGUCGCCGACAAAUCACGACCCCAGUCCGAGCUCAUCAACCAGAUACUGAUCGACAAGUUUAAGGCGGAUCUGCAGAGUCGAACGUCGAGGCACCAGCAUGUACGUCGAACGAACAGCGAUUUAGGAGGUCAGAGGCUGCUCCAGUGGGACACGAGGUCUGGCUACAGCCACGCGCACAAUUACCGCAGGAUGCUCUCUACCCCUUCGCCUAUCAAGACCAGGCCUCCUAGGCUAAGCCCGAGGCACUCCUCCCAUGACAUCGUUACGCUGAGAAGUAACGCGAAAGGGAGGAGCGCUCGGACAAAUUUGAGGCGAUCACUUAGUCAGCCACUGGGUAUCAAUCAGCUAUCACCCUUGAUGCGCACCAAAACUGCAGGUGCGAGGCUGCCCGGUGGUGGUAAUGUCCUGUCGGAGGACGAACAGGACGGACGAGGUGGAACGUCGGACGACGAGAUGAUGUCCGACUCGGAGUCCUCCAUCGCAUCCUUGACGGACAGAAAGAAAUCCUUCGAGCAGACGAUGGACGAGGAGGUCGUGAUACUGGCUGAAGCUGUUUGGGACCACGUGGCGAUGGAACCAGAAGAGCUGGCUUUCCGUGCCGGCGAUGUGAUCGAAGUUCUGGACAAUCUCGACAAAGAUUGGUGGUGGGGUAACUGUAGAGGCGAGCAUGGCUGGUUCCCGGCUGCAUUCGUUAGGUUACGUGUAAGUCAAGAGGACACGGUCGAGGAUUGUUUGGCGGCAAUGGCCUCCGGUGGCACGUCUAACUCCCAGCUGAGAAGACGCACAAGUAUAUCGUUACUGUCGAACGAACAAGUCAGAGCGAGCGUGGUUCGCGAGCUGGUCCAAACCGAACGAGAUUUCGUGAAAAUUCUGAGGGACGUCGCGGAGGGCUACAUAGCCGAGUGUCGGCGACGAACGGAUAUGUUCAACGAGGAACAGAUCGAAACGAUCUUCAUCAAUCUGGAGGAACUGUUGGACUUUCAGUCCGAGUUUUUGAAGGAUCUCGAGUCCAGGAUAGACUGGAACUCUCCGUACAAAAGCUGCGUCGGCGAAUGCUUUUUGAAUCAUAGAGCAGGAUUUCGUAUGUAUUCGGAGUACUGUAACAGUCAUCCGAUGGCUACCGUCACGUUGCAAGAACUUUACCAGCAUAAUCGUUAUAGCAAAUUCUUCGAAGCCUGUAGACUAAUGAGGGGCUUAAUUGAGAUUCCGUUGGACGGAUAUUUGUUGACGCCCGUGCAACGAAUAUGCAAAUAUCCGCUUCAAUUGGCGGAACUGUUGAAAUAUACGAAAACCGAUCACCCGGAUUACCAUAAAAUCCAGGAAGCCCUUGAAGCGAUGCGAGGAGUCGCGGUCUUAAUUAACGAAAGAAAGAGGCGAAUGGAGAGCCUGGAGAAGUUAGCCGCGUGGCAGUUAAGGGUCGAAGGAUGGGAGGGUGAAGAUCUCAUAGAAGUUUCGUCUCAGUUAAUUUACCAAGGUGAAGCGAUGAGAGUCACCACUGGCAUGUGGACGAACAAUAUCACUUUGUUUCUGUUCGACCAUCAGUUAGUUUACUGUAAGAAGGAUAUUCUAAAACGAAACACUUAUGUAUUUAAAGGCCGCAUUUACCUUGACACAAGCGAGGUGAUCGACGUCCCCGAUGGGAAAGAUCAUCAAUCGGGAGUAACAGUGAGACACUGUUUAAAGAUAUACAGCUGCGUUCGAGACAAAUGGUUACUCUUCUGUUGUCGCACGGCAGAGGAGAAGCGACGAUGGUUGGCAGCCAUGGCGGAGGAACGGAGGCUAGUUGCUCAGGAUAGAAAUGAUGGGCUGGAAUUUCCAGCGGCAGCCAGACAGCUGGCCAGGCUCGCGGCGUCGACACAGCAAAAUAGGCCGCCAAUCAAACCUCGCAACAAAACGUACAAAAGGGAAUCGGCUUACGAGAUGCCUACUAUGGUCGGACAAGGCGCAACGAACUCGUUGGGACGCAAAGUUGGCACUUGGUUUACGUUUGGCAGCAGCAAAAAAAGUACUCGGCCUCAGCCAUCCUGAGACAGGCCUACCUUCGUACCAUACAUUGACCUAUAAAACUCUGACGAGACGCGCUUAAAUCGUUGCUCCGCGACCCAGACCCAAGUACAUAUUACCCAACAUGUAAGAAACUGUUUGAAGUUUUUUUGGAUUGGUUUAAUCUGACUUCCUUUAUUGUCUCGACGUUUUUCUCACCGAAACUCGAAAUUGUAUUUGCACUGGCUCAUUGGAGAUAUAAGCGAUCCUAAGCGCUCGUCAUAUGUAUGGGACGAAGGUAAUUGAUUUAUAUGAUCAUUAAAUUUCAAUUCAUAAUUGUUAUCAAUUCCAUAGCAUUGAUACAUCCUGUUGACAGGGUAGCAAGACUCAGCUACAAUUCUCAUCAGUCCAAUUUUAGUACUAUUAUUUAAUUUAAACGUAUACGGUUCGAUAAGAGAGGGUGUAAGUCUGCAUCACCAACGAUAUUUAUUUCACUGCCUCAUGGAAUGAUUCUUCAUUAAUCGGUCUGUCACCUUAAAAUCAUAAAGAUCACUGUACGGAGUGACAAGGUAUUAUCAUUUAGAUUUGCUUAGCAAAUAAUAAACGUUGUUUGUUCUAAGUAUUGGUUCAACCACAAAAACCUAUUGUUAACUUAAAUUAACUAAGUUUACAUAAAGGAGAAUAUCCACACAAACAACUUUAGGCCAGUGUUCUUGGGUAGGAGGAACAUUAUGGAAAUAAAAAAGAAUAUGUUAAGUAGUUAUAACAGUUGAAGGAAAUGGAAUGAGUACUAAACUGAUCAUGUUAGA
Molecule: messenger RNA, 7341 nt
Organism: Dufourea novaeangliae
Lineage: Eukaryota; Metazoa; Arthropoda; Insecta; Hymenoptera; Halictidae
Gene: RhoGEF3
Exons: 20
Coding region: 2-6577 (2191 amino acids)
Biological process (GO): intracellular signal transduction
Cellular component (GO): cytoplasm
Molecular function (GO): protein binding; guanyl-nucleotide exchange factor activity
Source: RefSeq, a predicted model, not a curated record